This is a messenger RNA of Calliphora vicina (urban bluebottle blowfly), 5785 nucleotides long. Its product is annotated as coiled-coil domain-containing protein 102A. Lineage: Eukaryota; Metazoa; Arthropoda; Insecta; Diptera; Calliphoridae. Bases 176 to 1723 code for a protein of 515 amino acids. The transcript is spliced from 10 exons. The record is from RefSeq and is a predicted model, not a curated record.
UAGUAAACAAAAAAUGCAAGUAUAAUAAAAAAAAAUUUUCAUUGCAAAAAAUAGAUCCGAAAUGCAUUAAAUAGUUGAAUUAGAACUAUAAUAAAAUAUUUUAUAACAAACAAAAGUGAAGUUGUUAAUAUAAACAAGGACUAGACAUUAAUUCCACAAAAGAUAACUCCCAAAAAUGUCUCAAAGUACUGCUGGUACUGGAGGCGUCAGUAGGCGUGAACUGAUAGACCACACAACAGUUGGGGUAGGUAUUAUUAAUAAUACCAUAACAGCUAGAUAUGGUGCUGGCGAUACAGAAUGGGAAGCCCGUGAGUCUCAGCGUCAAAGAGAAUUGGAAGAAGCACGGGCUAGAGCUGCACAAAUGGAAAAGACAAUGAAAUGGUGGUCAGAUUGCACUGCCAAUUGGCGGGAAAAAUGGAGCAAGGUGCGUAACGAACGUAAUAAAGCCAGAGAAGAAGCUAAACAGCUGAGAGCCAAUCUGGAGAUGUCCAUGAAAGAAGCAAACUCUUAUAAACGGGAGAAAAAUGAUCUUGAAAUGCAAAUAUCCCAACUUAAAAAAGAAAUGGAAAAAGUCCAUUCUCUAAUGAUGAAACAUGCUGGACAAUUUCACAAGACGGGAAUGGCGGAUACAGGGGAAGAAAAUGAAGCUAAUAGUAGAGAUGCUAAUUGUUCUCCUGACAUAUCCUCAGAUGGUUUAAAAAAUGUUAAUAGCGAGGAUGGUUUGGUUACUAAGGCAGCUGCUGGCGGUGAAAUUAAAGAUCUUGAUAUAGAAGAAUAUGUAUUAGCUGUACAUAAGAAUAUACCAGAUUUGGAUGAGGUUUCUGCUGAGGAAAAACGUUUAAUUCAACAAUUGUCAAAAGAUGACUUUGAUGAAGAUUAUUUAUUGCAAAAAAUAUCGAUGUUACAAUUACGCUUAGAUGAGGCGCAGAAAACCGUACAAGCAGAAAGAGAUGAAAAGCAUAUUCUACAUAAAAACAUUGAGAAGUUGUCAUUAGAAAUUCAGGAAGUUCGAGAACGUCAAGAAGAAAUGCGCUCAGCUAAACAGGAAGCUGUAAGAGAAUUAUUAACAUUACAAGAGUCUCAUCGCGCAGAAAUGCGCAUUAUAAACAAUUCGUUGCAAGAAGAAAUAGCUGCACGUGAAAAUCUCGAACGUCGCUUAAGUGAAUUGCGUACUGAAUUGGAACGUUUGCAAGCCGAAAAUGCCUCAGAAUGGGGUAAACGUGAACGUUUAGAAACGGAAAAAUUGGCUCUGGAACGCGAUAAUAAGAAAUUACGAACUGAACUCCGAGACUUCCAAGAACGUUCGGAUCGCAAAGGACGACCUAUGCAAGCAACGGAUGUUGAAAAUCGUGCUCUACAGCAGGAGUUGGCUGAUCGCAGUAAGGAAUUAAGCGAACUGAAAAUAUCACAUUCCAAAUUAAAAAAACUUUUAUCUGAAACCAAUACCGAGCUAGGUCAUGCAGUAAGACGUGCUGAACAAUAUGAAGCAGAGGUGAAGCGUUUACGACAACGUGUUGAAGAAUUAAAGCGAGAGCUGGCUGCAGCUGAAGAUGAAUUAGAUUCAGCAGUUAAUCAAGUGCGACGCUUACAACGUUCCAAUGACGAAUUGGUCGGUCAAAAUGAGGGAUUGCACGUUCAGAUACAACAUCUUCAAACCAGACUCCGUAAUUAUGGUUCAACUAGCUUACUGCUUGACGAAGAAACCGAAGGAAACAGUGAAUAAAGGGUUAUAAAACAUACAUUGGGACUUUACUAUGCUAUUUUAAGUAAAACGUACAUAUAAAUAAGUAUUAAAGAAAACAAUAUUAUUUUUUUUUUAUUAAACUUACUUACAUUACAGUUUAGUAUUAUUGUAUAAAUUAAAUAUAUAUCUAUUCAUACAAACUAUAUUCAUAGGCAAUGAAAUAUAUACAUUCAUUCUACAGAUAUUUAUUAUUACUAAACAAAUGUAACAUUGCAAAUUCAUUUUGAAAAUCUUCUAAUAAUUCCCAAAAAUUAAUCGUCAUUUUAAAAUAUCAAUAUUCACUGGUACGAAAAACUACACAUUUAUCUGUUUAUCAUUUUAAAAUUUGUAAUGUCUUAUUAAGAAAGCAGGUAUCAACCUGUUUAAUACUGGUAUCGUGCGAAAGAAUUUUUGAAUACACAUGUCGAUUAAUCGCAUCAACUUGUCUAUAUAAAAAUAAUUUGGUUAGCGAAAUUAUAAUAAAAUGUAUUAGAUUUCUGCCUCGAUACCGAAUGCCAUAAUCUCAAAUAUGAUAAUUAUGUACGUUAAAUUUUACAAAUAACUGUAAUUUAGCCCCAGGUUUUCGGUAUCGCUUCAUUUAUUUAUAUAUGUAUAUAUGUUGUAUUACGAUAUUUUUAAUACCGGUAUCGACUUAAAUGGUUUUUUUAAUUCUGCGAGUGUUUCAGUAUCGCUUUUAUAAUGGUAUUGCUAUUAAUAAUAAUUCGAUUGCCAACCUCAUAUCAAAUAUCUAACGAUUGAGAACAAACAAAUUGCUCCUUAUUUUUGGUGUACCUACUGGUGUCUAAAGUUAAUCAGAUUCGAUCAUUUUAAAAAGAUGAAUUAUUGACUUGAAACUUUAAAGAUUUGGCAAUUUCGUUUCUCAAAAAUCGGUAAAAUUGACGAUUGAGUGCCAAAAACUUCUGGCUGUCCAGUUUGUAUGUAUUGCAAUUGCUUGAGUUUGAUAUUAUACUGCCCAAUUUAAGAAAAUAUCAGAGUAAUAAACGUCACCGUUUUUAACCCUUGCGAACUUUCGCAUAAACACAACAACAAAUUUGUUUCUACUUCGCAAUGUAUGCGUGAUUGCAGUAGCAUGUGUGGAGGAUGUCGGAUGUUACACCCCAAAUUUUAGGAUGACUUUCCGUCGGUAUUCUUUCGCUAACGGUUAUUUCCAUCUUCCAGGUAGUAAACAAUUUCAGGUUACGCGCAAUGAAAAAAUCAUGAUUUUCCUUGAGAAUAACUGUUCACCAAACCACACAGAUCAUCAAUAUUGUGGUCCGUCCUACAGUCGUCUGAUAGUUUAGAAAGGUGGAAAUUAAACAUUAGAAGUGACCUCACCUCGCCCUUGUUUAAUUCUACGAUGUAUUGAUUUCAUGGCAUUGAAUUUGACGAAAAUAAUCAUUAUAGAGCUCUAACUAUGUAUCUCGUGAUCUGAUGGCAAUAACCUGGAAUACAAGAUACUCAACCUUACCGCGGUUGGCGUAUGUGGUUUCGUACUAGAUUAAAGAAACAAGUUACAUUUUAUCCUUAAUCUAGUACGAAACUGUCGUAGGCGUAAAAAACAUACGCCAACCGCAAGAAGGGUGAUUAUUCAUCAGAAGAAAGAGCUAUACACUGCACGUUGUGGUCGAUUAUGAACGGGAUGCCACCACCGUUUACUCUGGUGCGGUCUUUUUUGAGGCUUUUGAACACAUUGUGACUGUGCAGACUGGAAUUGUGGGUAACUUACGUAUCCUGAAUCUCAGCGAUCACGAUGUGGCUGAUUCUCAUGAAUGCAGUUAUCUCACAUAUCUUAUUCUGGAUGAUGUGAUAGUUGAUUGCUUCGCCGAGUGAACUCGGUUGUAGUGGAAAUACAAGGGUAAAAUCGGUGACAUGAAUUACUCUAUCAUAUUUUUUUAUGUUCUUCCUAUUUUGUUAUAUAAAACUAAGCACUAUUUUUUAUACAAUCUUUAUAAAUAAUAAAACAAUGAAAUUAUUUACGAAUAGUGAAGUAGAAAAAUGCUAACAUUUUGUUUAGAACUAUUAUAUUUUAUUGUCCAUAAUAUAUACGUUUAAUAUUUAAGGUAUUUACAGACGACAAUAUACAUAUAUUAACGUUUUAAAUUUUAAAAUAUUAAAAUUCGAAAAUUUUUAAUAUAUCAAUUAAUAUACAUACAUAUAUCCCAUGUGAAAACUUAACGUAGACUGGUUGACUUUUUCACCUGAGUUCAUACAAAAACCUGAUAACAUUGGAAUAAUAGCACAUAUAUGAGACAAAAAAUAAUAUGCGAAUAUUUUAUUUCAAACGUGUCCUUUGAAUUGUUAUUCCUAAAAAUAUAACCUUUGACCUAUUGAUAGAAAUAUUUCAUAUUCAUACGCUAUUCAAAGCAAUAUCUCUCUAUAUUCGAAAUGAAUUCAAACUUUAAGUUUAACAUUAUGACCUAAGUCUUUUUUAUUCUGAACCGAAUCUAUUAUUCAGCCCAAUCUCCAACAAACCGAAACUUUUAAAUUUAAAUCGAUGGAUAGAUUUUAAGAUUUUCAUUAUCUUAAAAAAAACAAAUAAUUUGUGGUGUUUACUCACUUUUGAGGCUGUGUGUAUAAUUGCAGUAUUUUCUUUAUCUGCUUUAAGUGUGUCAGUAGUAAUGAAAUAACUUUUUUCACAUCGACAAGCUGCCUGCCGAACAAGGUAUUUGCUACCAAAAUUGGAAAGCUCUUGGUGAAUCUCCCUUAAAUGCGUUAUAUAAUUGUUCUCCUGUUAUAUAAGUUCUUUCUAUUCGUUUAUAACAUUUCCACUUUCAAAUCUCAAUGGUAGCGUACUUUGAAUUUUUCAGAAAUACAUAGCUCGUUAAAAUCUCUAACCUCAAAUUUAUGAGGAUUGUUCCUGCAAAAUAUUAACUGUAUAUACGAUGUAAAAACAUCGAUUCAAAAUAUGUAUUAAACAGUCAAGAUAAUAUCAGCCCAAUAUGGAAUGUUGUACAAUAUACAGAUAAAACAGUUUUGGUUGUGAUAACCGAAUUCCAGUAGGGGUGACAAAAAUUUUUAAUUAUUUUUUCUCAACUGAAGAAGAUGUGUGAAUAUAAUCGACUCAUUCAAUUAGCUAAAAAUUUGGUCAUCAAAACGAAUCUAUUUUCUCUGUGUAGAAAAUUUCGAGGUACUGGUGAAAUAGUCAACAGCGAAGUUAAAAAAAAUCAACAUAACUUUUGAUUUCCAUUAAUACAUAUGAACAUACAUAUAUUCCAAAAUUUUAUAAACUAAAGUUCUCCAAAUACGUACAUAUGUAUCAUUAUGUCCUAAUAUCGAGAAACAAUUGGGGUAUUCAAACGGUCAACUAUUUGGUCGUAUUGUCAUAAUGUCCUAAUAUAUUAUGAUAGUUUAAACAAAUUUUUGUUGUGUUUCAAACAAAAAAGUUGUAAACUAAUAACACUAUUUGCACUAUGUUUAUUGUUAUGUCAUAAAAUAAUACUUUGUUUGUUUAAAACACUACAGCAACUAUUAUAAUAUAUUAGGACAUUAUGACAAUAUGACUAAUAGCACACCAUGUGAAUACCCCAAAUAUGUUAUAUGUUGGUUUUUAGAUGUAAAUCGAUUAUAAAUACAACAAAAUCACUGAAAUAUUAGUUGGGGCUCAAUAUGUCGAUCGAGUUACUAAAUACAUAGUUUGCACAUUUAUAAACAUUCUCCAAAUGUAUUAGACACAUAAUAUGUAUGUAAAGAAAAUGGUAGAACCUUUUUUAUUAAGUCUGAUAUAAUUAGUACUAAAACUUAUAAUUUAUUGUAAUGUGAAAUUUUAUUAAUAUCUGAAACUUAAAAACAUCACAGCUAUCAUUUAAAAAAAAAUAUCUAUUAAUAGUCAUAAAUGUUAUCGAUAAUAUAUUUUAUGCGUGUUUUAAAAGAAUAUGAAAAUGCAUGUACGUUAAAAUAUAUAAAAAAACUUAAUGGAAAAAAUAAAAAUCUAAAUAAAUAUACAUACAUACAUACAUAUAAAAAUUACAAAAGUGGAUACAUAAUUAAAAUAGAAUUAAACUAAAAAAUAAAAUACCUUUUAAAAAAAUAAAAAUAUGGUUUGCAAUCAUACUAUGAUUAAAA